Molecule: messenger RNA, 2126 nt
Organism: Prorocentrum cordatum
Lineage: Eukaryota; Dinophyceae; Prorocentrales; Prorocentraceae
Source: the annotation of a GenBank genome assembly
GAACAAGUAGGAGCAUGGCAGAACACAUAAGAGCGCGGCAGAAUGCACAGUAGCACAUCCGUAGCCAUUUUGGCUCUAGCCGUGCCUGGGCGCGCUCUGGCGAUGGCGCGGGAGAGUCUGCGCGGGGUGGCUGCGGCCCGCUUCGCUGCAGACCGGCUUGUCCCGCGGCUCCAGCGUGAGCUGCAGGAGGCCAAGGAGAAGCUGGCGAGGGCGGAAUCAGAGCUGGUGCACCUCAAGGGGCCGCUGGCGGAUGAGGUCAGCCAGAGAGUGCAGCUCAUUGUCCCUGUGCCUGUGCUGAAGGCCAAGCUUGGCGACGGGGUGGUCCAACCACUGGUGCAACGGAGGCGUAAUGUGGCUUCCCACGUCUUCGAUGUCACGGCGGAGGAGAUCGCGACGGCGUCGCCGCAGCGGCUCAACGCCAUGCAGCGCGGUGGCAAGUCCCCCCAGUUGGAAAUCGAGGUCGAGGUGUGCGAAGCGGAGCCUGGUGUAGCCCUGCCCGCGGUGCCGUGGGCGCACCCGUCGCAGGCCGCCGUGACGCGCGCGCCCCUGCGGUCCUCGGCGAGGCCGUUCAUCCUUCAGCCGCCGGGUGAUUGGAGCCGAGUGGGCCGCCAGCCGAGCUGCGAGGAGACCGCCAUCGCGGUGCUCGCGGGCUUGGGUUGCGGGCCCUUGGCUCAAGCGGACAUCGCAGCGAAACCUCAGGUUUGCGGUGCUGCUGGCGCUGGGACGCCGCCGCCGCUGCUGGAACACCUGAGUGGGCAGACUGGAGAAAGCGUGGAGCCCGAGGCCGCCGAGCGUGCGGCGUCCUGGGACUUGGACGCCGUGCCGACGAGCGAGGCGAGCAGCGGGAGCUCAGAGACCAGCACUGCAGAUGGUGGUGUUGCAGAUGCUGGGGCGCCGCCUCCGCCGCGCAGCGGGCCUGGGGAGCUCGGCGUGGUCGGAGGCCCAGCCUCUUUGCGCGCCUCCGCGUGCCUUGGCUCUGAUACUAGCGAGUGCUCCUUCGGCGGGAAGUCUGAGGAGGACCUCUCUGGCGAGAAUGUGUUUGAUGCUGGCGAGCGGGCGGCCGAUGCCGACGCUGUCACGGCGUGCACCGCCGCCGCGCCGCCCGCUGAGGGCAGUUCGGUCGUCGCCACCUACCUCCUCGAGCACCCCGCGGCGUUGCUCAGUGGGGGAGGUCCCGAUGCUGGCGGCGGAGAGGAUGAGGCGGCGCCCGCCCUGGGUGCGGCCUCGGACGACGGUGCUGUCCUGGGUUUCCUCAGCGAGGUCUUCCUCGCAGCGGUGGCGGCUGCGGCCCGCGGGCCGUGCGCGGCAGUGGACGCGCUGCUUAGCCUCGCCGAGGCCCGCGCCGAGGUAUGGCUUCAGCAGAGGGAGCGUGCACUCGGCGACAGGGCAGUGGUCGAAGCCCGAGCUGAGGGCUUACUGAUGCAGGGAGGAGUUCCAGGAGCGCUGCUGGAGGCCGCCGCCGCGGCCAAGGCGGCCUUCCUGCGCGGCGAGGCGACGGAGGGGCUGCGGCUGCUGGAGGCGGCACAGCAGUCCGUGGACGGCUCCGAGGUCCUCGCUGGGGCCGAGCCGCCCGUGGGGGUCUGCCUUGUGGAGCCUGCCGCAGGCCUGCUGGCGGGCGGCGAGGGGGGCGACGCGCGUCCCAAAGGGGCGGUCGGAGGGCCCCUGCGAGGGAUGGCUGCCCGCGCGACCGACCCCCCCUCGAGGGAGAUGCGGCGGGAGCUGGCACGCCGCCGCUUCCGCAGCUCGAGCCGCCCUCGGAGUGCAGGAAUCGCGAGAGGUGAGUGAGUGAGUGAGUUGGCGUGCAGUUGCAUUCGGUUGUGUCCGUGUGUAGAGCUAGCUGUUUUGCCUGUGAGUGAAGACUCCUGUGUUCAGUCGCAGUCGAGUUCACGGUGGGCGGUGGCCCACUGCGGCCCCGCUGGGAGGGCGAGAAGCGGCCCAAGGUGGCUUCUCUCGGGUGGGUGGCCCUGCGGGCCCUCCGCGAGAGGCGGCCCUAGGCGGCCCUUCUCGGGUGAGCGUUUCUUUGGGCCUUUUGGCCCCGCCACUCCGCCUUGGAGGCCCCGUCGUUAACUUUAACUUUAAUGCGCAGGAACCACACGUUCGCACGGCAAACUCCACAGGAGCACGGC